AUGUUUGAAGUCAUGGAGGAGCCUACGGAUAAUAGAAUAGCAGAAGAGCCUGUACCACAGUCCAAUGGGGAUGCCGUCGCCGUCGCUGCUGAGGUAGUCACUAUCGUAGAAGCUGCCGACAAGAAUGCGAGUGAUGUCGCCCCAGUUGAAGUAGCGCGCCCAGCCAAUAGCAUACAAGAACACCGACCAUUCUCCUGGCUGGAACCUCAUCCCAUAUUUGUCAUCGCCUUAGUCGGACCCGAGGAGAUACCGUUCGGUAUCCAAAAAGACUUCUUGUGCUCCAAGUCCUCCUAUUACCGCAAGUUCUUCGACGAGAAUGCAGACCAAGAAUCCAUCGAGAACAUUGUCAGACUCCCAGAAACACCCACCGAGGUGUUCGCGUACUGCCAGAACUAUCUCUACACGGGCCAGGUCUUCCCAUCACUGGAUAACCUUCCCAGCUAUGAUGUACUCAUUGGCGUGUGGAAGCUUGGCCAUAUGCUCGGCAUCGACGGCCUCUGCGAUGCGACACUGGACGCCAUGAUUGAGUGCAGACGCAUCACCGAACACAUUCCCGCAACACCACUUCUUGUACAAGUGUGGAAAGAUACUCCCGAGGGCUCUUCGAUACGAAAGCUGCUCCUUUCGUGGGCUGCCGAGUAUAUGAGAUCGUCGGAGUCCCGGACAGAGUUUGCGAGGUCGUUGCCGCAGGAGGUGUUGAGUGAGUUGGUGGUAGCUAUGAGCUCACUGGAGAACAGCUCCCCCCUUGAUGAGCGGGCUGGAUCCGAUCCUGCCGCCCUUGCCCCGGCCGCAGAGAAGCGACGUGACACUGAAGGGGGACAGGAAGGAGGACGACCUGCGAAGAAGCAGCGUGUGUCGGAAGCUGGUGCCAACGGGUCACCUCCUGUUGUCUCUCAGACCGCUUCUGGUCGCAAGACGGUGACAAAGGGAGCCACCGCUUCUGUGCCAAAAGCCUCGUCUAAACCAGGCCCUAAGCGCCGCACUAGUGGAGCUGCGAUUGCGAGCCAGCAGUUUUCGACGAACCAGAAACUGAACUUUUGCGCAGACCUACUGGCCAGGAUGCUCUCUGGUCCUGGCUUUUGGACCCGUGUCGUUGGGCCCUUCAAGGAUCCCGUCGACCCCCAGCGCGAUGGCGUACCCGACUACUUCAACGUGGUCAAGAAGCCCAUGGACUUGACGACGAUGAAGAACAAGAUGGACAACAAGGAGUACAAUGACGAACAGGAGUUCCUGGCAGACAUGAACCAAAUCUUUGCGAACUGCUAUGAGUACUGGAAUGAGACUGAUCCCAUGUGGGGCGCGGCAGAGAAGUUGCAAAAGUCGUUUGAGGACAAGUUUAGCCAGAUGAACAAGUGGAUCGCGAAGAUGGAAGGGGAUGAGGGGCAUUAG
Podospora anserina S mat+ is the source of this 1389-nucleotide messenger RNA. RefSeq lists its product as uncharacterized. The record is from RefSeq and is a predicted model, not a curated record. Gene Ontology annotation, cellular component: chromatin; nucleus. The coding region runs from base 1 to 1389 and encodes 462 amino acids. Gene Ontology annotation, biological process: regulation of DNA-templated transcription; chromatin remodeling. Lineage: Eukaryota; Fungi; Ascomycota; Sordariomycetes; Sordariales; Podosporaceae. The transcript has 4 exons.